AUGGAUGAAGGAAGAAGAGGACGCCUGCGGAGGUCCUCGCCUCCCAUUGGCCAGAGGGAACCAAUCCCCAAGCUCCAAAACAUGGUCGCCUCUCCCACCUCGACGGCACAACACGAAAGAAAGCCGAGAAAGACAGGACCGUCGCCCACAAUCUCCAUUUCCUUGUCACUUUUCCACUGCCAUACUUCCUUCCUCUUGGCUUUGACGAGCGCGACAGGCGAUACACGCCACGACGACGUGCGAGUCGCGCUUCACGCUUCCCCAUCACAGCGCUUGCCACGCUCUGAUCCGACGAAACCCAAGAAUCCCCGUCCUGUACUCCUCACACGCUCGGGUAUAAACCUCGAGACGUAUCUAGCAAACAUGUCGCUGAACGUCUACUUGAACAAGCGCGUAUCCGUACUUACCCUCGACGGCCGCACCAUGGUCGGCACCCUCCACUCGUGCGACAACAGCAUGAACCUCGUGCUGCAAAACGCCAUUGAACGCAUCAUCCGGCCGCGCGAGGAGGAAGUGCCAUCCGAGGAAGUUCCACUGGGACUGUACAUUGUACGGGGGGAUAGCGUGGCGGUAGUCGGACGGCUGGAUGAGGAAGUCGAUUCGAAGAUUGAUUGGAGGAAGGUGCAUGGGGAGGUGUUGGGGAGUACGCAUCAUGUUUGA
Plenodomus lingam JN3 is the source of this 660-nucleotide messenger RNA. RefSeq lists its product as uncharacterized. The record is from RefSeq and is a predicted model, not a curated record. Gene Ontology annotation, molecular function: RNA binding. Lineage: Eukaryota; Fungi; Ascomycota; Dothideomycetes; Pleosporales; Leptosphaeriaceae. Gene Ontology annotation, cellular component: U4/U6 x U5 tri-snRNP complex; U6 snRNP; precatalytic spliceosome. Gene Ontology annotation, biological process: mRNA splicing, via spliceosome.